AUGGUUACUACCAAAAUGGUUGAACAAGCUGGUGAAGCCCCUAUCAAGACAGUGGGAAAAGAUGAUGAAAACUCUAACGAUGAAAAAAUUCUUAAACAACAACAAUCAGAUACUACUUCAACAUCUGCAACUGAUAGAAAACAUCGAUAUUUUAUUGGAAAAAAUUAUUCAAAUUGUGAAACAUAUCUGAAAAAUGAUUUUUAUCCAUUUCUGUUACCUAAAUCUUAUGAUGAUGUUGAAAACUUAGCUGUUGAAAAUUGGAGGGAUUUUCUUAACAGUGAGCCAUUUCGUUGUGUUCGCUUGGUUGGACUAUGGUCAGCAGGAACGAAAUCAGAGAAAUCAUCGAUUCAGAAUGCUUAUAUACAAAUGAUUGAUAUUGCUAAACAUUUUAUAUACAUUGAAAAUCAGUUAUUUAUUACUAUUGCUCAGUAUUCAGUAGUUCAAAACCAGUUAGCUGAUGUUCUUUUUCGACGUAUAGAACGAACGCAUAAAAAUGCUGAAAAAUUUCGUAUUUAUAUUGUUCUUCCUCUUUUAUCUGAUUUUGAUAAAACGAAUACUGUACAAGCUGUACUCUAUUUUAUUAUGAUAAAUCAUUAUGAUAACCUAAAUAAUAUAUGUUCAUUCAACAUUAAUGAUCGUAUGGCUAUAUGUGGUAGUGCAAAUAUAAAUGAUCGUUCAUUACUUGGUAAUCAUGAUAAUGAAUUUUGUAUUGUAAUAAAUGAUCUGGAAGAAGAAAAUGGUCGGUUUAAUGAAGAGCCAGUUCUUGUAGGAAAAUUUUGUUCUAGCUGGCGUAGAAAGAUCUUUGAGUACGUUUCAUAUCUAAAAUUACCAUGA
Molecule: messenger RNA, 834 nt
Organism: Rotaria sp. Silwood1
Lineage: Eukaryota; Metazoa; Rotifera; Eurotatoria; Philodinida; Philodinidae
Source: the annotation of a GenBank genome assembly